AUGACCACCACAUCACCCAACCCGCCCUUGGUCUUGAAGAAGGCAGUUUUUGUAUCUACACACGAUCGAGAAGGUCUUUGUUCUGCGCGCCUUCGUAUCGCCUAUGAUAACAAUGCUAAUCAAGGAUCCAUUUCCCUUAUGAUUAAGGCGGAUCUCGCUAAUAUGAGCGGCAGAUUGCAGCUGCUGACGUUUAAUGUUCCUCCAGCAUCAGUCGAAAAAUGUGCAUUAGCCCGGAUAAGCAACGACAGCCUCUGUUCAUCACAUUGGAUUGGCAUGCUCCCAGCGUCUGUCACAAGUGUUUCGGACGUGUCAACACUGAGUCUGACACUCAGGACGACCGGCAUUGUUCUUUGUCCAUCUGGGAUGGAGACUAUAAGCCCAACCGAUCCAAACGACCCGAAUUUUUGCGCAUUUGCAAAGAUCUGUAAAUCCAAAUCUCUACAUCUACACUUCUCUACACGACAAUUUGUGAAAGACGAACUUGAUCAGCUGGAGAGAUUCUCCUUUGCCCUGCAAAAAAGAAGUCUUCAGGCAGAGACCUUCAACCACGCUCGCCAGGGCGUGGUCAAGAGAGAUUGGCGUGCCUUUGGUCUGUCACUCGAUCCACCCCCAUAUUCUAAGGAGCUCGUGUCCGAUCAGGCGGAGCAAGUGGAUCCACCCCUAUAUCGUGAGGAAUUCGGGUCCGAGCAGUUGGUUGAAAAACGGUGCAGAGGUAUCUUGUCAUCUCAUCACCAGUGGCCGAUGCCACCUGACGAUGAAAGACGAAAAAGACUGCGCCUUCUAUCCCCACCACUGCUAGGCUCUCCCACCGAAGUAAAUACGCCGAGUACUCUCUCACUGUCACCGGCCUCAAUCCGCCCAACUUACUUUACUCAUUAUUCUUCCCCUGGCCGCACAGACCGUAACAGACUUGCGCGUCUUGAACAUGAGCUCCGUGGUGUUUCCGAUGACUUGAUCUGCAAAUUGUUAAUCCGUAUAGGACGCCAACAUCUCUUGGCCAUACCAGGAGAGGUAGACAGUGAUCUGCCAUUUGAGUCUGAGAAAGUCAGUUUUACUAAUGUCGAGCUGAUUGAACGCCGCCUCGAACGAUAUGUCGAUGUGAUGAUUGAGCGCCGCCUUAAAUCACGUGUUGUCGACGAGAUUGUCGAUGGUGCUGUGAGCGAAUGUCGUGAUCAGAUCUUCGACGAAUACAAAACGAACGAAGCCGAGUUUCGCGAGCAGGUCGACGAUGGUAACUCCGAGGUACGCAUUACGACCAAUGAAUGUAUGAAGGAAAUGAAAGAACAAGCGCAAAAGUACAUGCAUGAAAUAGAAGAACAAGCUCAACAGUGCAUGAAUGAUAUCGAGAAUCGGGGAAUCGAGGCUGAGAUGGCCGUGGAGGACAAGGUCGCAAAGUUCAAGCGCUGGUUCAAUGCUUCUGCCCAACCCUUACUUGAUAGCAAGUCAAACCCUAGCCAUGAGCUGCAUACUCAUGCCAGACGCAGUUCCAUUUAGUUUUAGUACUAGACCCUUACCUUUUAUGUGAGUUGAAAUGCCAGUUGAUCAUGUUAUAAAUU
Messenger RNA from Aspergillus sclerotioniger CBS 115572, 1556 nucleotides. RefSeq lists its product as uncharacterized. The record is from RefSeq and is a predicted model, not a curated record. Lineage: Eukaryota; Fungi; Ascomycota; Eurotiomycetes; Eurotiales; Aspergillaceae. The transcript is spliced from 2 exons. The coding region runs from base 1 to 1494 and encodes 497 amino acids.